AUGUCCGAUCCUGUGGCUCGUGCACGCGAAAUAGCAGCACGUUUGGCAGCUACAGCCAUACCAGGUGGUGAUGUAUUGGGCAAACGUAAGAGCCGCUGGGAGGGUGAUGUGGAUACUAGCGGACGACUUGCUCCAGGUUUAGGCGCAAAGAAGCGCAAGAAAGUGUAUAUACCUGUGGACAAGUACCCGGAUAUUAAUUUCAUGGGACUUUUAAUUGGACCACGUGGUUCUAAUCAAAAACGAAUGGAAGAUGAAUCAGGUGCUCGCAUUUUGAUUCGUGGUAAAGGUUCAUCGAAGGAUCCAACGGGUGAUCCAGAUGAGAAUGAAGAACUCCAUGUGCUUAUUACUGCCGAUACCGACGAAUCUGUGGCUAAGGCUCAAAGUGCCGUGGAAGACAUUCUUUUUAAUCCACAACAAGCUAUGAAAUUAAAGCAAGAACAACUUCGUAAAGUCGCGGAAUUAAACGGCACGCUUAAUGAUACUUAUAGCGGUCAUGAAAAUUAUGGAAGUGGAUUAAAUUCAAGUUUGAAUAAUGAUCAAUCGUCGUUUGAUAUGAAAGUUCCGCGGGAUUUAGUCGGUUAUAUCAUUGGUCGAGGUGGCGAGACUAUUCGAGACUUGCAGAUGAAAAGUGGUGCACACAUUCAAAUUGUCCGCGAAGAAGAGGGUGCACCACAAACAGCAGAUCGAUUUGUUAACAUUACAGGAAAUGAGGAAACGCUAGCAAAUGCACAGAAAUUGAUUCAGAAUCUCAUUGACGAACGACAACAGAAUCAAACUGCGGGAGUAUUUCGAGAACGGGAUGAUCAAGACCGCAUGGCGCGAUAUGGAGGCAUUAAUCCUGAUGGAACGGAGUCAGUAGAGAUUUUGGUGCCAAAUGAACGUGUGGGUCUCAUUAUUGGACGUGGUGGUUGUACGAUCAAAGCAAUCCAGCAACGAACAGGAACGAGUGUUACUAUCCCGCAGACCCCAGAUUCGACCCAUCCUGAGAUGCGAUUAAUUACGAUUCGUGGAACUGCUGAAGCAAAAGAAGCUGCGCGGUUUGAGAUCCAAUCGCUGGUUUCUGAGGAGCCAGGACAGCGCUAUGGCUAUGGAACGGCUGCAGGCUCCACAAUUUACAUGCAAGUGCCAAACGAUCGCGUUGGUGUGAUCAUUGGUAAGCGUGGUGAAACGAUUAAAGGAAUACAAGAUCGUCACGCGGUCCGAAUUCAGAUUCCACAGGUAGCCGAUCCAGGGUCAAAUCCACCUGUACGGACCAUUUCAAUUCAAGGCCCACCCCAAAGCCUAGCAAUUGCAAAAGAAGAAGUAGAUAUGGUGAUACUUCAAGGUGCAGGUGGCCAUGGGUACGGCACGGGACAGUACGGAGGGGACAGUACGUACGGACAGACAGGGAGCUAUAGCCAACAACAGUAUGGUAGCUACGCUGCUCAAAGUCAAGAUCAAUAUGCUGCAUACUAUCAACAAGAUCAACAAGGACAGUACUAUCAGGAUGCAUCAGCGACGGGAGUCGUCGCAGGUGGAGACCAAACAGCGACUGCAACUGCUGACCCUAACGAUCCGAACGCAUACUGGAAUGGAUAUUAUGAAUAUGCCGCUUAUUACGGUGUGGAUGCCGCUAAUGCAGCAUGGGGAGUUACUGGUGCAGCUGCACAGGCAAGUGCAGAAGCGUACCAACAGUAUCAGCAACAAGGAGGGUCGACAGCGGGUGAAGCGGCUGUAACGACUGAUGGAGCGGUAGCGACGGCCGCAAGCGAUAUACCUGCGACCACGACAACUGUUGACUCAACAAGCGGAGCUUCUCAGCAGACGCAAGGACCCCCAGGAACAGCGUAA
This is a messenger RNA of Plasmopara halstedii, 1830 nucleotides long. RefSeq names its product far upstream element binding protein 3. Lineage: Eukaryota; Oomycota; Peronosporomycetes; Peronosporales; Peronosporaceae. Bases 1 to 1830 code for a protein of 609 amino acids. Gene Ontology annotation, cellular component: nucleus; cytoplasm. The record is from RefSeq and is a predicted model, not a curated record. Gene Ontology annotation, biological process: regulation of gene expression. The transcript is spliced from 4 exons. Gene Ontology annotation, molecular function: mRNA binding.